Rhipicephalus microplus (southern cattle tick) is the source of this 2199-nucleotide messenger RNA. Its product is annotated as myosin light chain kinase, smooth muscle-like. NCBI's taxonomy places the organism in Eukaryota, Metazoa, Arthropoda, Arachnida, Ixodida, Ixodidae. Gene Ontology annotation, biological process: positive regulation of apoptotic process; protein phosphorylation; intracellular signal transduction. Gene Ontology annotation, cellular component: nucleus. The record is from RefSeq and is a predicted model, not a curated record. Gene Ontology annotation, molecular function: protein serine/threonine kinase activity; ATP binding.
AGUUUCAAACCUACUAUGAUAUAUGUCGAUGAGACAGAUCCAGAUGAAGAGCCUGAGCCUCCUUUUGAGCCCAGGCAAGUAAAGUUAAAGAAGAACCAAGAUGUCAAAACAGAAUAUGCACUCAAGGAUGAACUGGGAAGAGGCAAGUUCGGCACGGUGUACCGCUGCGAGGAGAAGAAGACGGGCCGGAUACUGGCGGCCAAGUUCAUCCUGACUCAGCGGGCGGAAGACCGCGCGGACGUGGAACGCGAGGUGGAGAUCAUGCGCUCGCUCCAGCAUCGCGCCUACUUGCAGCUGUACGAUGCCUUCGACGACUCCAAAAAACAGAUGAUCCUCAUCCUAGAAUUGAUCGAAGGCGGUGAGCUCUUUGAGAGGGUGAUUGAUGACGACUUCGUUCUCACCGAGAAAGCCUGCGCCAUCUUCGUUAGGCAAAUAUGCGAAGGUGUCGACUACAUGCACUCCAAAAACAUCCUCCACCUGGACAUGAAGCCGGAGAACGUUCUGUGCACUACGCGCACGGGCAACCGUAUUAAGCUGAUCGACUUUGGCCUGGCGCGCUUCUACGAGCCUGGCAAGAAGCUGCAGGUACUGUUUGGCACACCGGAGUUCGUGGCUCCCGAGGUCGUCAACUUUGACAAGGUCGGAUUCCAGACAGACAUGUGGAGCGUCGGCGUCAUCUGCUAUGUCCUGCUCUCCGGGCUCUCACCUUUCAUGGGAAACAGCGAACUCGAGACGAUGGCAAACGUCACGAGAGCGGAAUACGACUUCGACGAUGAGAGCUUUGACCAGAUCUCCGAAGAAGCAAAAGACUUCAUAGCAAAGCUCCUCUUGAAAGACAAAGAUGACCGUAUGACAGCCGCCCAGGGCUUGAACCAUCCGUGGCUUCGGAAGGAUAAGAAGAGAGACGACACGCAAUUGGACAAGAAGAAGCUGAAACGUUUCGUCAUCAGGAGGAGGUGGCAGAAAAUGGUGAAUGCAUUUCUGGCCCUGAGGCGCAUGGGAGCCACCAUCUCGCCAUCUACGCCUUGAACGCUUAACAGAACCUAUGAAACCUUCCAAGACCCACCAUGUGUUCCCCGUGUCUUCACUCCGACUGAUCUUCAAGAGAAGACUAACGUCACAUUUCAUCGAAUCACUUUUCGUUUAACUCCGCAAUUUCCAUCUUUUUUUAAUGGCAACGAACGUGCCUGAGCAUGUAUCUCGCAUUUCUUGAAUUACCUCGGCGUUCUGAGAGAACGCAAUAAUGAUUGCAAGCUCUCUUGCAAACAAAUGUGCAAGUGACUAAUUUUAUUGGAGUAUUGAGUGAUUUACCUCUGGCGUAUCGAGAGAGAACUACGGAUCAGCAGUGCUUGAUUCAAAACAUGAAACCUGAGACAUGUCAUUCUUAUUUUGUAAUUACCGCCUCACAAUCACCGUUAGAGCCGUCAACUAAAACAAAUACUUCACGAAGUUACUGCUUAACUUCGCUAUGAGGUGCUGAGAUUUUCGUUAACGUAGCUUUCCUAUUUAAAAACAAUAAAAAGAAACAGCCUAAUUUUUGUCCAGGUUAGUGCGUGGUACACUAUUCAGUGAGGUUAGAACAGAAAUGCUUCAACUUUUUUUUUGCACUGUUUACUCAUAAUGCCUCGCCACCAUAGGAACAUUGCCUACACUGAUUUAGCUUCGUAUGGUCAUGUCAGACACGCUUUUAAAAGUGUAAGAAAAGCCCUGCGGUGGUUGCUGCAUCUAUACCCAACGAAAAAUGUGGACGCCCAAGCUCAAGCUGAAAAAUUGUCAUUGAUUAGCUGGCUAAUAGUUUUAUUUUAUGAUUGGCUCGUAUACACAAAGAUACAGAUUGCAGAGUAAUCACGUGAGUGAUCCGGAUUAUGAAGAGAAUUUAAAAAGAGCAAAUGAAGCAUUUAACUAGGUCAAAACAAAAGUAAAAUAAACUCUUGAGGAAGGGUUUAGCAAUGAACGCUUUCCGAUUAAAAAAAAAUCUUAACAGCUGUCCAGGCUUCCCUGCUUUUUGUGCCUCAUUUUCUACCCCCAAACACUCCCCGGCAAACAAAGAUUUUUUAGAUGCAAUUUCCAUUCUAUCCCCAUUCCCAACUUUCUGUACAGUGUUGGCGUGGACUGUUUUUGUAUAAAGGUGUCCGUGAAUUGUUAAAACUUUGCGCUUUUCUGCCGAAAUGUUUAAUAAAGUUGUCUGUUUCUUACCAA